AUGUCUCGUGUUUAUGUGGACCUGGAUCCACGAGUCACUGAACGUGACUUGGAAGAUGAAUUUCGAUUAUAUGGUGUCCUCUGGAGUGUCUGGGUUGCUCGGAAACCACCUGGUUGCUUUGUUGAAUUUGAUGACCGUAGAGAUGCUGUAGAUGCAAUUCGUGGCUUGGAUGGGAAAAACGGAUGGCGUGUUGAGCUCUCUCAUAAUUCAAAGGGUGGUGGAGGCCGCGGUGGUUCUCGUGGGCGUGGGGGUGGUGAUGACAUGAAGUGUUAUGAAUGUGGUGAGCCUGGCCAUUUUGCUCUGGAGUGUCGCCUACGUAUUGGUCCUGGGGGAUUGGGAAGUGGACGACGUCGAAGCCCCAGUCCUUGUUAUAGAAGAAGCCCAAGUUGCGGUCGCAGUCCACGUGGUAGAAGAUCACCAUGACACCGCAGUUAUUCACCUUGUCGUAGUUACAGCAGGUCACCUGUUUAUAGCCGAAGCUAUCGUGAUUCAUCUUACGCCAAUGGGAGUCCAAGGGGUCGGCGUGGAACACGGAGCCGGAGUUAAAUAAAAUUUUUCUAUGACAUGAGAAUUGAAUAUCUCAGUUACUGUACUUGAAUGCUGAGCGAGUUCAGACUCUGGUGAUGACAACAUAUGGUUUCAGUCUGAAGACCUAGAGAGACUUCAAUAGAUCAGUGGACAUUGUGGUAUAUAUGAAUGGCUUCUAUAAAGUGGAUUAGCGACUAGACAAAUUUUCACACUCUUCUGUUGCACACUAGAAUGCUUUCCUCAACUGCUGGAUGUUGGAUAAGUUAUUUCCUACUUAAUGCUGCUUGCUCUUUUGCGAAGCCUGUUUAUGAUGACCAUUUCCUUUUGUACGUUCUGAGCAUGGACAUAUUUGAUGAGAGUAAUUGAAAGUUUAGAUUACAGGUUUCUGUAUCUAGAAAUUUUAACUUAAGACCACUCUACCUUUGUGUUGUUUUAGAGUUAUGCUUCUGCUUAAACGGCUCAUAGGGGAACUUACCACUGCUUCAUGGGUUUUGCUCCUAUCAUCUCCUUCUGGCUUAAUGCGGUUUUCUUUGCCUGCAUCGCCAAAUGUGAUGGCUUCAAUGCUUUAUUGCUUGGUCGUCUACAUCGUAGAUGCUUUCCAUCCCGCAACAAAACCUAAAAUGGUGUUUUCAUUAAUCUUCUGCAACAAACCCCAAAUUGGUUGUCUUCUUCAACAAACCCUAAAUUGGUGUCUUCUGCAACAAACUCCAGAGCUUCAGUGUUUGAUCAUCUACACUGGUAAAUCUCAACCAUGUGCAACAAAACCCCAAGACUGGUGUUUUGUUUUUCUUCUGCAACUUACCCUAAAUGGAUGGACUUCUUCUACAUACCCUAAUGGCUGGUGUGGCAUCUCGAAGCUUCUGUGCUGUGUCAACCACAUUGAUAAUUGUGCUUGUUUCUACAAAAAACCAUAAAGUAGAUGUCCUUACGAUUCUUCUGUGACAAACAAAUGGAUGCCCUUGACAACAAAACCCCUACUGGCUGGUGUGGCAUCUCCAAAGUUUCAUUGCUUGGUCUUCUACAUCAAUAAAUGCUUGUCCAUCUACAAUGAAACACUUAAUGGUUGUUUUCAAUAAUCUUCUGCAACAAACCAUAUUUGGGUAUCUCCUGCAACAAACCAUAAAAUUUUAUCAUGUUUAUCAUCAGGUUUUAUUUUGGAGAAUAUCACGGUUUUUUUGUUUUUGUUUUUCUAAUUUUUCCUAAAGGAUACCUUGACAAGGUCACAUCAUGAGAGGGAGCUGCUUCACAGUUGACCAGAUUGAACUUGUGAUUGAACACCAGCCUGCCAUUUAAAUAGCAGAUGUUAUAAACAGCCUGGUUUAGCUAUUGAGGCUCAUCAAGCUUUGUAUUUUGCUUAUUGCUGUUGCGGAGUAUUCAUCUCACUGGACCGAGCUACGGCACUGGCCUGUGUAUCAUGACCCCCCUCUCCCCUCUCUUGCACUCUGUUUGUAUCUAUGUAUUUACUCUCUCAGCUACGGAUCCCAAAUUUUGGGAAUAAAUUUGGCAUACAUUUUAUUUAAGCUUGCAACCUUAAAUAAUCAAAGUAGGGUGUACCUCCAAAAUUUAUCUUAAGAUGUAAUUUUGGUGUAAAAAGUUCUUAGAAUUGUCUGAAAAAGAGUAGCGUCUUUUGCAUGAA
This is a messenger RNA of Amborella trichopoda, 2164 nucleotides long. Its product is annotated as serine/arginine-rich splicing factor RSZ21A. Lineage: Eukaryota; Viridiplantae; Streptophyta; Magnoliopsida; Amborellales; Amborellaceae. Gene Ontology annotation, molecular function: zinc ion binding; RNA binding. The record is from RefSeq and is a predicted model, not a curated record.